Colletotrichum graminicola M1.001 is the source of this 1608-nucleotide messenger RNA. RefSeq names its product PHD-finger domain-containing protein. NCBI's taxonomy places the organism in Eukaryota, Fungi, Ascomycota, Sordariomycetes, Glomerellales, Glomerellaceae. The record is from RefSeq and is a predicted model, not a curated record. The transcript is spliced from 3 exons. The coding region runs from base 1 to 1608 and encodes 535 amino acids.
AUGCUUGAGCCACUGCGUCCAACGGCGAUGGCGCUCACAUCAGAGAGGAGAGAUGAGAUUAGACCGGUCGAGAAUGAGAGCCGGGAUGAGAUGGAAGCCACCCCGUCGGCGACGACAAUUUGGCACGCCGCUCGGGAUGCGCAAACAACGGCGACUAGCGCCGCCCUGACUCAGCCAUCGCCAACCCCGGCAGAGCCUCAGCGCGCUGCCGUGUCCGGGACCGACAAGGCGGAAGAACCGACCUCUGCGCCGUCUUCUUACAGACGCCAGUUCUCUCCGGCAACCUCGCGAUACGUCCUGGGCCGUCUCCACCAGGCCCGUGACAGCAAACCAUCCCCGCCCGCUCUCAUCGCAGCAGCAGACGAACGGCACCCUGCGACGCCCGCCGCUGCCGAGGAAGCCCCUCUGCACUGCCCCGUGGACCUGUCCUCCCUGCCUCGCACGCUUCACUUGCCCGACGCGACGCCCGCCGCCUCCCCCUCAACAACCAUACUCGACCCGCCGCCGCCCCCCGCCGGGACGAAGCGCAAGCACGCGGCCGAUCACGAAGGCGGUGGCGUCGGCGGCCCCCGGAGACCCGCCAGCCUCGCCCCCGCCUACCCGGAACCCGAGAUCCUCCGACGGCCCAUGUCCAGGCCGCCCACGAAGAGGAAGCGGACGAGGGACGACGGCAACGGCAACCCGAUGUGCGCACGGUGCAAGCGCACCUCCUGGACCGACGCCAACCUCAUCGUCGCCUGCGCCUCCUGCGGCGAGGCCUGGCACCAGCUCUGCCACGACCAGCCCGCCACCCUCGUCCCGGGCGACGACGACGGCGGGUUCCGGUGCGCCACGUGCGAGGACGAGGAGAAGGAGCAGGCCGAGUACCAGCGCCAGAUCGCGCGGUACCGCGAGGCAAAGCAGGAGCAGGCCGAGUGGCGCAGGCGGCAGAACGACGUCGAGCGCAGGCGGGAAAAGCGCCUCGCCGCGCUCCCCGUGUUCCCCGACUCGAGAAUCAUCGGGUUCGAGGGCGGCGACGCGAGUCCUGAGGAGAGAAGAGAGUACUUUGAGAACCUGAAGAAGAGCGACCUCGUCAACCUGCUCAUCUUCAGCAAUGACAUCUACCCGGGUCUCCUCGUCGACCUGCUCGUCUCUGUCUCCAAGAGGCACCCGGACCUGCCCAUCUUUGGGUCUCCGGACUGGGUGCAGCCAAAAGCCCCCCGACGAGAACCCCAGCGCCAGCGCCAGCGCCAGCGCCAGGGCAACCACGCCCGCCUCAAGGUCCCCAAGCAGCGCUCCAAGACGGGCGGCGUGCGCAAGAUCCUCAAGACGACGCCCGUGGCGCCCGCUGCGGCGCCCGCCGCCGCCGGGGUCGCUGGGGUCGACGGCGAGCAACAGCAACAGCAGCAGCAUCAGCAACAGGAGGAUGACGAGUACGACGACGACGGUGACGACGACGAUGACGAUGCCCUGCCCGAGUCGUGGCCCAAGGCCGGCCACGGCCUCUACUCCAAACUCAAGCCCGAGAGGGAGGACCCGCUGCUCUUUGACGACAAAGACGAGGAGGCCUUUAGCCACUUCAUGGUCGACGAGCAGGGGAGGCAGGUCGUGGAGCUGCUCGCGGCGUGA